AGAUGAAGCUCCAAACUAUUUUUUUAUUACUUGCUCUUUUAGCUAUUAUGUUUCAAGUUGCUUAUGCUGAAAAUGAAAAUGAACCUGAUGAAGACGAGCCUGAUGAAAACGAAGUUGACGGAAACGAUGCUCCUAAACGAAGAAUUAUCCAUAACGUAGAAAAAACAACCACCCAUAGUCUACUCCCUCCCUCUCAUACUGUAGUAAAGCAAGCUGAUAUUGAGACCGGUAAGAAAAAUGAAGAGACUCAGCAUCACAGCACAGUAAAGAAGCACGAAAAAGAAGAAGAGGCUCAACACCAUAGUCCACCAAAGAAACACAAAGAAGAAACAGAAGACGAAGAGAAAGAAGAGAAACAUACCACCACAAAAGCAAAAGAAACUCAAGGCCAACAUAAACACCACCACCAUCAUACAGCCACAGCUGAUGCUGCUACUUCCAUUACUUUUGAAUCUGGUUUAUUUACAAACACUUGGCCUGCUUCUUCAAAGUCUAUCAAGCCUAAAAACACUUUGUCGGAUUUUUCUAAGUCCAUCGCACCCACAAGUACUUGGGAUGACGCCUCUCAUAUCUCAAGCACUGUUUCUUCAGAUACCACUUCAAGUGAUCUCUUCUCUGCUGCUGCUGCUGUUGCUAGUUCUACUGGAACUUUUACUAACACAAUUUCUGCUACAGCCGCUUCAACGACAAACAUUCUAUUGCCAUCUAUGAUCAGUAAUGCUUCUAGCGGUAAGUCGUUUUUGUUUUGUUUUGCUUAUUAGUGUACUGAUUUUAUGUAGCCUCAAGCACUACGCUUACUCCCUAUACUCCAUCACCUAAAUCUUCUGUUUCCCCUUCAAGGCCUGUCUCUGGACCUAGUGUGAUUAGUUCUUCUGGCCACAACAUGGAAUUUUCACUUAUUAGUGUAG
Gilbertella persicaria is the source of this 908-nucleotide messenger RNA. RefSeq lists its product as uncharacterized. The annotation marks the transcript as partial. NCBI's taxonomy places the organism in Eukaryota, Fungi, Mucoromycota, Mucoromycetes, Mucorales, Choanephoraceae. The record is from RefSeq and is a predicted model, not a curated record. The transcript is spliced from 2 exons.